This is a messenger RNA of Volvox carteri f. nagariensis, 742 nucleotides long. RefSeq lists its product as uncharacterized. The record is from RefSeq and is a predicted model, not a curated record. NCBI's taxonomy places the organism in Eukaryota, Viridiplantae, Chlorophyta, Chlorophyceae, Chlamydomonadales, Volvocaceae. The coding region runs from base 133 to 645 and encodes 170 amino acids. Gene Ontology annotation, biological process: non-motile cilium assembly. The transcript has 5 exons. Gene Ontology annotation, cellular component: ciliary transition zone.
CCUUUAUACGUUUAAAGUCCAACCGAAGUGGCUCACGCGUUCCUGUGUUCUUGCGAAAUGCAGUCCGGCAAGCUGCUGGCGAGGACGACGGAAGGAAUUUACCUUGCAAGGUUUACCAUAUAAAUACGUAACAUGAAUACUGCACAACCUGUGUCGGGAGCACCAGCUCAGACUGGGCCUGCACCCGCUGGCAGUGUGCCGGGCCAACAGCCUCCCCAGAAGCCCCGGAGACGAGUACUCACAUCCCUGGGCUUCCAAAUAUUCAUCUACUUCGGCGGAUGGUGGGAUGUCGCAUACUACAUCCUUAACAUCCUCGUGUUCGUGUAUAAAGGCCUGCAAUUGCCCUACCCGGGACGCAACUUUGCUAUGGAGUUCAGCUUUUCCUGGCUUUGGAUCUUAAUUGAAGCCCCCCGGCUGUUCCUGGCGUCUAAGGGUAACAAGACCGAGAGCGUUGGACCCAUCAUCUUCAGCUGCAUUCUUGCAAUGCCUCUGCUGGCCAUGUACGUGUACUUUGUCGCCUUCCAGACAUACGUGUUGCGAAUCGACCAACUGCUCAACGGGAUAGCCAUCGCCUUCGUAGCGCUACAGGUCGUCUUUGCUAUCCUAACCACAGUUCGUUUCAUCCUCGCUACCCGGUUUACGUAAUAAACCACCAGGGUAACAAGUAAUUCUUCCAACAAACGCAGCAUCUGGAAUGCGCCGCAUGUUUUUGAUGAGUAGAUGAGGACGGCAGGACGGCCAG